Molecule: messenger RNA, 1014 nt
Organism: Closterium sp. Naga37s-1
Lineage: Eukaryota; Viridiplantae; Streptophyta; Zygnematophyceae; Desmidiales; Closteriaceae
Source: the annotation of a GenBank genome assembly
AUGUUCUCCAACCCUACUACGACAGGAGCAGCCAGAGACCCGAACCCGGACGCGCAGCUGCAGGUGGGCACGCGGGUGAGCAUCAACGGCCAUGCGAUCACCUUCAGCUCGCUGCGCUGCGUCGACAUUCCGGCCAAGAGCGCCCGCGGGAGGCAGAAGGUGCAGGUGGCAUGGACGCGCCCACAUGACGAUGCUGAUUGCUCCAAGAUCCAGUUCUUCUCCAAGCCCGGGGCGAAGACGAUUGCCAAGGCAGCCAAGUCCGUCCGCUGCAUCAUAGAGGACAUCUGCAGGCACGCAGUGUGCCCCACCAACUUCUCAUGUGCUGCAACCACGGACCGCAGGGGAGUGGCGUGUGUCUGCGAGGGCGACACCCAAAGCACGGACGGCUCAUGCACGGUCGAUGAGGAGUAUUAUACUGCUCCUGAGCCCGCACCCUCACCAACAGACACAGUCGGAGGCCCCUGCAUUACGGGCGCCACUUCUGAAACACCUCAAUGCAAUGAUAGAAUCGUGUCCUCCCCCCACCACCCUUACCAGCCGAUGUGUGUGGCAACAGCACUCGCAACCCCUGCAAGUCAGGCUCCUGCAUCAGCGGUGGCCCCGGCUCCUACUCCUGUGUCUGCCCGCCCUUGCAUGUCCCAGACACCAGAACCAACGGAUACCCCACCUGUAAAUACCGGCGUGGACUGCUCUGCUGCCCUCACCCGGGGUCAAACACUGAACGUGACUGAAAGGGACGACCUGGCCUCAUGCUCUGUCUUCUACUUCAUUCAACCGGGCGACACAUGCGAGUCAGUGGCAGCCUCUCUCGGCCUCUCUUCCUCCUCCCUGCCGCUCCUCAACCCCGGCUCCGUCUGCUCCUCGCCCCUCAAUCCCUCCCGCUCCCUCUGCAUUGAGCGGGACGAUGGGAAGGUGGGGACUGGGGAGCAGCGUUGCAAUUCACUCUACUCGCUCAGUGAAUGCUGGCCGGGAGGCUCGUUGGCCCGAGAUAUGCACAAAGGCGACGCAACAUGA